AUCUAAUGAGCCAGGUUGAUGAAUCUGCACUGAUUGCUCCAUAGUUAGUCGUGGAUUCUCUGUAACUAGAUCGACGGAGUCUUUCAAAUCAUUUUUAUGAAUCAUAUAUAAAUUAGUUCCUUGGUUUAAUUGUGGAGUAAUAUUUCAAUUCCAAGUGUGCUUUAUUCGCUGUGAGGGUCCCCAGUUCGCCCUUGUAUGUGGUUAAGGAAUAAAACGGACAAUUCGCCUUAGGAGAACUCGUACAGAGCCAACCCCCAAAGUCACCAAAAGAAGAUGGAAUUUCUGAAAUGGACAAUGUCGUAGUGUUAACCGGAAGAGCCUCAACCUACACACUAGUUAUGGCACAUUGGAAAAUUGAAACUAUCUUAUCAACUGUUACUGGAGACUAUAUGACCAGCAUCUGUUAGUACUGAUGAUUUUAAUACAGUGAUGACUUCCUCUUUUUCUUUUGGACGUCUUGAUGGCAGCCACAAGAAAUUUUAGAUGACGCAACCUAAGGUCCACCAUGCCACGGUUGCUGGAUAAGGCAAGAUAUAUAAUAUUGUUGCUUCUGUAUACAACACUGGGUGUGCAGGCGGAGGACGAGUUUACGUUUGGCGACACAGAAACCCGAUACUUUUAUCACUCCAAAAUUCUCCCAGAGAAAAAGGAGGUGAAAGCAUACCUUCUUCACAACAAAACAGAAAAAAUAUUUUUCGUCCAGGGCGAAGAUCAGAGGCCAUUUUUUCUAUCGGUCAUUCCUUGUGCCUCCUCGGUAGAGUGGACACUAACUCACAAGAGUGCAUCAGAGUACAGCAGUGAGUCCUCAGAUCCCCCGAAAUCGUCACCAAAGCCAACUGUUCUUCAUAAAUAUACAGGAAGAGGGUUCCACAGCUUCAAAUACAAUAAAGGCUUACCCGGACUAUAUACGAUAAAUAUUAGACCUCUCGAGAGUGAUACGUACGUGCAUCUAUAUGGUUCUAAUAGAUUUCAAAUAAAAAGUUAUCCAAAAUUGCCAAAAGACCACACAGUCAAAGUUAAGAAACACAGUAGGAAAAGUUUUACUGUUGAAUGGCAAUCUAGUCCAGAGGAAACACCAUUCGACAAUAUAAUCGAGUAUCAUAUAGCAGUGAACAGGAAACAUUCUUUUGACACAUUUUGUUCACUAAUGUCUCAUUACAAGGGUGAUCAACGGCCUCCCCUUCCGUCGCCAAAUUUUAACUUUUCAGAUGAAAUCCAUCGUGAGCGUGAGUUUCUGAAAAAGGCCAAUCCGAUCAAAGCGGCAAAAAAGAAUGAAAUAACUUACAAAGUAUUAGGAGUGAAAACUAAAUACACAUUUAACGGAGCUCGACCAGGACGAAAGUACUUUGUGAAUGUAUUUGUAUAUAAUAAACAAACUGGCAAAGCCAGCGCAUUUAAAAGUUUAUUGGUGAGGACUAAACCGAGAAAACCUCGAAAGCGUCAAGGACGAAUAAAAAAUGGUAGAAUUGAAGAACACAAAUUUACAAAACCUAAAGAAUUGUUGACAAUGGAAUACAGAGUGAACAAACCCGCCAAGGAAGUGUUGCUAGGUGUUCAUGUGUGUGGUGGGAAAAUCAGAUUUCAAAUACGGAAUAAAAAGAAGAAGGUGUUUAGUAGGAGAAUAAAAAGUUCUAAAGAAUUUGUUCUCAAAGACCUCGAGAAAGGUACUUACACAGUUAAAAUUAAAGGUUCAAAAAAAGGAGGAGGGGACAUACGAUUCACUUUAAGUACUAAGAGAAAUAAAUAUAGGUUUCCAAAGUUACCGAAAGACACAAGAGUGACGACACUCAAUUCUACGUGUGAAAAUGUGACAAUUGCCUGGUUAGGGGAAACACAAAGACAGAAAUUCUGUAUAUAUAAGACUGAAUUAUCGGAGGGAGAACGGAAUCUUCGACCAAAGCAUGACCAGUGUUCCAAUGAAAUUGACAAAGCCAGUGAAUUAGUGUUUUGCAAACGAUUUAAGAAUCACAACCAGCAAUUGUUACGUGAAACUAUAACUGGACUUAAAGCAAAUAGCAAUUACACAAUUGAUGUUGUUGUUAAACGAAAUGGAAAUUCAAAAUUCUUCUUACGAUAUGACAGUUUACAUAUAAAAACUGAAAAAACGUGUUGAAAAGAAUUUUGAUGUGACGUGUGCAAGAAGGAUGCGUUUGAAUGUUUAUACUUGGUUGAUAGAAAAAGUCAUUAUUUUAUUUGGAAUUAUUAAGGUGCAGCAUUGUUUAUAAGUGAUUACUGGAUUUUUUUAUGUAGCAGCUUGUUACAUUGCAUGCUGGACAUUAUGAUCUACUGAUACUGACAUUGUGUGACAGAUUAUAAUCAACUUUUGACAAUGCUAUUUUCUCACUUUAACAAUAUUUUUUCUUUAAAUUAUGGAAAAAAAAUUGCUCUGAGUUUUUAUUAAAUUUAUAAAAAUCUUAUUUAGAAAUUAUGGUUCAGUAAUCAGUCUCAAAUGUAACUACUUGUAUGUUAAAAGAUUACGUAAUAUUAUUGUCAAUCAGUUUUCAAAUAGAAGCUGGGAAGGUUUACAUGACAAAUAUAAGUGAGCGAAUGUAAGUGAGCUUGUUUAUUUAUUUGAUUUCAUUUAAUUUAUAUAACUCAUAGAUGUUGAAUAGGAGACUUCAAAGUGGCUGUGAUGUUCUGUAUAUAAAUGUGAUAUUUUUCGGCAUUUUGUUGAAUCACAUUGCCGAGUUACAUUCUGAUCUUACUGUGAGCAUCACAUGUACAACAAUACUUACAAAGUGCUUUGAAACAUUUUUUUGACAUUGGAUGAAUGGAUGGGAGUUUGUCAGUGCAAUGAUAAAUGUACUUUAUAAACGUCAAUCUAUUAUUUUUGGUGCUAUAUUUGUUUAGAUUUUUUUCAUGAAUUAUCGCCACAGGUAGACAAAAAGGGGUAAAUGUUCAGUAAUAAUAAUCUCAUUUUUAAGUGAAAGAUGCUGCCGGUGUUAAACUAGUUAUCUUUAUUAAAGUCUUGUAAAUAUGUGCAUGAUCUUUGACACGAAAUCAUGUUUGGUGUAAUAAGAUAAGAAUAUGAUGAAUUCAGAAUUUGGCACUUUCGGAAUCUUUCAACAGUUAACAAACGAUGCAUUUCAGGAAGACGAUAUUUUUAUCAGAAAUCUUUAUCCUGAUAUUCGAAGAAUGUUAACAUUUGGCCUGAAGAUUAUUGGGGGAUUGAUGAUAAUAUGUCUCGGACAAAGACCUAGCUAGUUUCCUUGUGACUGUAAUGCACCCCAUUUAGUUUUCAACACAAGAAAUCCUACAGUAGCUCUGAUCUGAGAGCCUGUAAUGAAAAGACUUCGUUACUUCAGUAUUUGUUAUAUUUUGUUAUAUAUUUAUUACACAAACAGUAUUCUGUCUUUUUAUAUUUCUCCCUUGAAAUCUCAAGUUUGCAUUCUUUAAAAUAUAUAUAUAUAUAUAUAUAUAUAUAUAUAUAUAUAUAUAUAUAUAUGAAUUUUUUUCUGAUUAAUCGAUAAAUGUGGGACACUAACUCUUCAUUGUUACAUGACAAGCUUGCUUCCUUCAAUUCAGAAUUACAGUGUGCAAGUGUAUCAUUUGUAAUUUUAUUUCAUUACUUGAAGUAACUUGGUUUUGCGCAUGCUCAGCUAAGUAUAAUCACGCUUUUUAUAGGCAUUUUAUGCAAAUUAAAAAAAAUGAGGUCCCGAUCGCUGUCAUGUUUCUAUUUGUUUUAUAUUUAAUAUUGAUACAUUCAGAUAUGUUGUUGACAAUAAAAGAGUAACAAAAUCUUA
Saccostrea echinata is the source of this 3743-nucleotide messenger RNA. RefSeq names its product protein NDNF-like. Bases 506 to 2113 code for a protein of 535 amino acids. The record is from RefSeq and is a predicted model, not a curated record. The transcript is spliced from 5 exons. Gene Ontology annotation, molecular function: protein binding. Lineage: Eukaryota; Metazoa; Mollusca; Bivalvia; Ostreida; Ostreidae.